GGGGGGUGGAGGUGAGCAGGCAAGGCAGAGACUCAGUGUGUGGCUGGCCGCCCUCCCGACAGGAUGGUGGUAUUGCUGCUCUUCUUGCUGUGGAGUGUCGCUGGUACGAGAUUGGGCCCGGAUCUCGGUGGGGUUGGCGCCUCAGCUGAUGCCCGAUCUGUGAGUGCUGGGACCCUCAAUGCCUUUGUGAGGACGCUACAGCUGUCUGAGGGAGGCCUGUCCUCCUCCGCCUCGCCCAAUACCCCCCGGACUCCCACCAGGUUCAGAUUCGAGACCAGCCGCCCAAGUAGUCCUGAGAGAAAUGCACCUUCUCGAUUCUUUAUUCCCCAGAGUCGUGAAAGAAAUGCACCUUCCCGAUUCCUUAUUCCUCAGGAUCGAGCCGAGCGUGUGAACCGACCAAUCCUUCCCUUCCCUGGUGCUUCCUUCAACAGGGAAUCAAACACCCCACUCAGCUCCCCAGGCAUCACCCCAAGGAGCAAGUCAGGAGGAACCCAUGCCACACGUUUCAGCUCUGCCACGUCCCCUCCCAAGUCCAGUCCAGCGCUGGCAACGAGAUUCAACACCCCAGAAGCGUCAAGACCUGGUUCCUCAGCCCCUGCCUCUGCAAGUUCCCGCACGAGGUUCACGACUCCCCCAUCAUCUGGUGGGUCCCUCGCAUCAAGGUUUAACUCCCCGGUUGUUGCAGGGCCCUCUAGAUUCAGUCCACCAGCAGCAGCGCCACAGCCAAAACCAAGCCCAUCACUGUCUUUCAGGUUUAAUACACCUCCAACUGUCACGCCCAAACCCAGCCCUGCAUUGUCGAGGUUUAACACUCCUGUGCACUCAGAUUCCAAUCCCAGGUUCAAUGUUCCUGCGGCUGUGACUCCUAGACCGGCCGUUCCUCCUCUCAGAUUCAAUGUCCCGGCCACCACACAGACAAGUCCAAGGCCUUCACUGGCAGACCUGUUGACGACUUCUGAGGCAACACAGCCCAAGCCAUCCGUCGACAACUCCUUCUCUGAUCUGACGUAUGAUGAGUAUGAUCUAUACGACUACUACUACUAUGACUUCCUGGAGAAUGGUACGUCAGAUGGAGGUAUUGGCACAGAUCUGGGACCACUAGACCCUCCUAGCUCUGGCACCACAGCACCACCAUUCAGUUUUGCAUCAGUCUUCAAUACAGAUAAGGCAACUACCACCACCACCACUCGCCGCCCUGUCAUCCCAGUCUUGCCAGAGAGGAACAGCAGACCAGACCCGCCGGCAAGAACUGAUGCUGAGGAGGAGAACGGCCGCUACUCCCUGUCUGAACUCAUUGCUCAGCUCAAGGGUUCUCAAGAUGAUGAGGCAGAAGCAUCACCACCAGUGUCCAACACCCUCCACAACACCACCAGCACUCGAGAUGGCAGGGUUCUGUCUGAUCCAACCACCAGCACCACCACAACUACCACCACUACUACCACCACCACACCUACUACUACUACUACCACCAGCACCACUACACCCACUACCACCACUACAACUACUAGCACUACCACUACAAGCACCACACCAAGGACUACCCAGGCCACGACAAAACGCAUCACAACAUCGACAGAGCCUGAGACAAACACAGAGGUGCGCAUCACGAACUCAACGGAGAGCUCUGUCAUCAUUGCCUCUGUCCAGACGUCGCACAGUGUAAGCAUUGGCGAGAGCUCUGACGUCACCACCUCAGCACCCUUCAUGGCCUCCUCCACUAAGCUCCACACCACCACAUCAUUCACUGGGACAACUGAGAAGGUGCCUGAGUCAUCAACACGUAAGACAGACACAGAUGGAAGACCAUCUAAGCAUCUUGACACCUUCCCAGACACUGUAAACACAAAUGAAAAGAAUCCAAGGCCAUUCAGAGAUGAAGAGUCAAGGCCACGUAUUGAAACACUCUUUGACAUUGAAAUCAACACCAAGAACCAGACUGUCAUUGCUGUUGAUGCCAAACUAGACAGCCUGACAGAUCUUGCACACGUGAAGGACAUAUCUGACUUUAUUCCCCCUGGUUACAAAACUGAGGAAGAGGUGCUGGCAUCCACCAAACCCCCAACCACUACCACCAUCCGUACCACAUCUCCUGCUGCACCAACUUCCACUUCUAGACCGAAAGUUGAAGAAGUGAGUGAGGCAAAUGAGGCAGCAUCUGGUAUCACCCCUACUGAGAGAGGGGAGCCUUCUUCUACUAGUGAGCUGCCAUCUAAGAGCACCUCGAUCUUUGCCCUCUUCCCUGCUGUCCGGCCCACCACUGAGGCCUCAAGAGAUAUACUAAAGGGCGUCAAGGAGGUGGAUGUGGCAUCCUUCCUGCCCCCUGGAUUUAAGCUGGACGAGACAGAGACCUCAACAAAAGCAAAUCCCAUAUCGUCAACCACCGAAAGCACGACAGUUGUGAUUCCUGAAGUAAAGACUGUGGAUCCAUCUCUCUUCCUCCCUCCUGGCUACACUCCCGAGCCCACCACAGAAUCUACAACCAAGAUCAUUCCCGUCGUCCACACUGUUGACCCCUCUUCCUUCCUGCCACCAGGUUUCAAGGCAUCUGAUGACAAAGAAGAGCCAGGUCCUGUGAUAAAGACAGUUGAUAUCUCCCAGUUCCUCCCACCAGGGUAUACUUUGACUGAGGAGCCAACAACAGAGGCCACCACCACAACGACAAAGAAGCUUCCAGUGGUGGAGACGGUCGAUAUCUCAAAGUUCCUGCCACCAGGUUAUAAACUCAACUCCACAACAGAGGCACCGGAAAUUCAAACGGUUGAUAUUUCCAAGUUCCUACCACCGGGUUAUGAAGCAUCAACAACUGAGUCACCAUUAGCAAACAUCCCAACAGCAAAGACACUCGAUAUCUCUCAGUUCCUUCCUCCGGGAUACAAACUUUCCACAAGUGAAGCGCCAUCAACUGAGAAACCUUCCACAUCCAAACCAUUCGAUAUCUCCCAGUUCCUGCCACCUGGGUAUAAAUUCAGCACCACAGAGGCACCAACAACCAAGAAGCCAGUUGCACAAGUCCCCGACAUAUCCCAGUUCCUUCCUCCAGGGUACAAACUCAAUGAAACAGCUGAGAAGGAGGAACCAGAGAUAGGAACUGUUGAUAUCUCCCAGUUCUUGCCUCCUGGGUACAAACUUGGAGCAGACAAUACAUCCCCAGAGCCGACCACUGCAGCACCCACCACAACAACCAAGAAGAGUGGACACAAGGGGCUUGUCUUCCCGCGCCGCCCCAAACUUCCUGCUUACCUGACCACCACGCCCAAACCUGUGGCUCGGACACCUGCUGGUCCUCCCCCUGUCAAAGUUACCUUCAGAAAUCUGUGGGAUUCCAUCAAGACUACCACUGAGUUCACGGGCUGGAAGACAACUGAGCCACCUGUGCCCAUCCGCAAGGCUUCUCAGGGUGGUGACUCCCAGGCUCCCAGUGGUGGUGGUAGUAGUAAACCCAAGUCCACUACCACAACCACCACCACCACCACGACCACCACCACAACCACCACCACCACGACCACUCCCAGACCAACAACGCCUGGUGUGUGUGGAGCCAAGUGUCGCCUAGCAGCAACUCUCAUGAUCACUAAUGGAACAGAGUGGCGGCCAGAGUUGGCGAACCGAGACACCCUGGAGUGGCAGGACCUCGCCAACACCAUCGAGAUUGAGCUCGACUCACUGUACCGGAGAAGUCAGCUGGCUCCGUGGUAUGAGGGAGUGGAGAUCGAUGCCUUCAAUCCGGGCUCUGUUCUGGUCGACUACAUCCUUCACCUGACAGACAUUGCUGACACUCUUGACACCACCGACCUCAAGGAGAUUCUAAACCAGGAGAUGUCAGAUAAUGGCUCCUACUUCCUUGGAAACUAUACCCUGGAUCCUAAGGGCACAGACUUCAUUGUCAUGCACGAGAGGGUACGUGUGGUGCAGGAGGAAGAGGACGGUUACCCGAUCCCUCAGUGGCUCAUAGCAGUCAUUGUCAUUGGCCUUGCUUCUCUCCUGUUCAUCCUCAUCUUUGGCAUCACUGUGUAUGUGAACCGAAACUGUCUCAACGUGAUCAAGCCUAACAACACUCCCCUCACUGAGGAUAUGUUCAACAACUGUUCUCUGGUGAACCGAGCGCGGGUGAAGAAACGACAUGAUGUGACUCUGACUGCUGAGAUGCUCAAUGAACUGAACAAGAACCACCUGGCCGGCGUGGACAACUAUGCCAUGGAUGGACUGUAUGACAUGGACGCUAUCUGGAAUGAGAAGAUCCAAGACAGGCGGUCCAUGAAGCCACCAUCAAGCCGCGGCAAAGGAUACAACCCGAACUACAACAUCAACAUCUAUGACUCGUGGCGCACAGACUGGUCCGGCCCCUAUGGCUCCUCGGCCACCUAUGCCAAGCGGCGGCCAGACACCAACUUCUGACAUGAGGACUCUCAAGAAGAAGACAUUGACGAUUUCUAGAUAGAGGCAGAUUCUGACGUCCUGAGAUAUAAUUUAUACCGUGCAGCAGAACCUACACUACAUGACUUGAUAAUCACAAUGCACUGUACAUUUUAGUACAGUACAUGUUGCUUAUCCCUCACUGCACUUGACAAGAACACAGAUGCCUCUAUAACCAAAGAUUGAUUAGCAGAGGCAGUGUGUGUCUUCUCAGGACCUGAAAUACUUAAGCCAGCACCUGACUGGUGUUGGCCGAUGCCUCCGGUAGGGCAACACACCCUCAGUGCCUCCACUAUCAGGAAAACUUUUGAUACAACUGUUAAGUUUAAUGAAGUUUACUCUUUUAAUGCAUAAAUGGAGAUAGAGAGGAAGUGCGCCCUACUGCAUCUAGCCAGUCUCUUGGGGACUGUGUUCAUAAUUUCAAUGAACUGAAGCUCUGCACUCUGUAAUCAAAACUAUCUCACCUCUUACUUAUCAAUAGCACUAAAUAGGAGAUCUUUCAGGAGUAACUGUCUCCAUGCUUUUCUUCUCAAGCCGCACUGCAAUCAAAAUCCAUCUCACUUCUUAUCAAUAGCACUAAAAAGCACUUUCUUAGCCCUGUCAGGAGUAACUGUCUCCAUGCCUCCCUCUUCCCAAGCCACACUCCCAUUACCACCCUCACCCCUGUACUGCUCUUCUCCUCCCAGCCUGCAUUAUGAACAUGGUCCGGUCUUCUUUUUGAGAUGCCGUGAUGAAGGAAUACUGUACUGAGGUCACACCAGCCCGGAUAUUGUCGAGGGUCACGCUGAGCAACGUUCCUGUUGGGUCUUUAUAUCUAGAUUAAGAAGCCGUGCUGAAGCUUCACUCGCCAUGAGGCUUCGUCCCAUGAUUUGCUAAAGUUAUGGCUAAGUGAAUUACUAGGAAGUGGUGCUAUUUUUCUAUUUGUUGCAUUUACGGCAGUCUUUGCACUCCGUCGGGGCGAUGGUGCCGUGAUGGGGCCACAAAACAGGUCAGGUCAAGGUGAAGGGUUGUCAGCUUCCAAUCAGAGGUGAGUAAGUACAUGAUCAAAAAACACAAUUUGCAUACUUGGUUUGAAAAGAUGGUGAGCUUUGAGUUAGCUUUAUUUUAGGUAUUCAGAUCCAACAAAACAUUCUGUUCCUUCAUUUUUAUAUUUUUAUUUAUAAUUUUUAUUUUCUAUUUGCUACAACAUGCCACUUUGUCUUGUAGUAUUUCUACAUUUUGUACAUAUUCUAAUCCUUCUGCUGUUAUCCUACUCCAAACAUAAGAUAUGCAUAAAAUAUUCUCUGACAAACUUGAAAGUCACGCACACUACGCUUUCAAACACAAAUGAGAACGAUGGCUAAGGUGCAGCGCGUCCCCUGCACGGUGCGCCACCCAUGGCUUCCCACACGUUCUGCACAUCAGCAAGCCCUACCAACACAUCUGCAGUCAAGUAUUAGGAGGUGUCCUGAAAAGAUUUCCUCUCUAAGUUUGCAAAGAUUAUCCCAACAACCCCACAGGCUGGAGCAGAGGCUGUGCUGCAGUUUAAACUUAUCAAACAUGCCAAUGGAAAGAGACCAGUCACCCCUGAGGAUCUGUCUCUCCUCAGAGGUGUGGCUUGUGUAACAUGAACAUCUGAGCUGCGAUGCGUUCUUCACCAGAACACUUUCGCCCCAAUAUCAAUUUUUCAUCACCAUGAUGAGUGUUCCCUCAUAUGUGGCAGGACCGAGUCUUGCGUGUGCACAUUGAGGUGGAACCCGUGUUGUCUCUUUCAGCCGUUUACAAGGUCACCACUACUGCACGCCCUGCUCCCCACCAUGCUGGAUCGGUGUUAUAUUUAUAUCUAUGUUAGGGCAGAUGUACAUUUGUGUAUGAAUUUCUGUUGAAUGUUUUAUUUGAUGUAUGACAUUGUAUUCAAAGUUUUAGAUGAUAUAUUGUCUGCCAGGCAGACUGUUAGAUAUUUUCUGUUUUUUGUUUUAGUGCUUAGUGUGAGAAACAAUGUGUAUAGAUUACUAAUAUUAGUAUUUAUAUUGUAUAUGUAAAUUCAUAUAUUUAGUGGCAUUCAAAUUUGUGUUAUGAAUGUUUGUACGAGUGAGGAUGAACAUUUAACAAGAUGUGAGUAACAAACGGUUCACUGGGAACUGUUUAGAAUGGCAGAGGAGAGAAAGGAACACAUCAAACAUCGACUGUCACACACACCCAUGCCCUUAACUGUUUCCUUCAUUUGAAUAGGGGGAGUCUUUGCAAAAGACUCCAGCACAAAGAUUUUCUAACUUUAGUGUUGUUUUUGCUGAUAUCCAACCACCAUAUACGGCAUGUUUUCAAUAUUUUACUGUACGAUGAAGUCAAACUUGAACGUUUGUCAAAUGCUUGGAGUGCUUCCCAUUUACUACUGUAGAAAUAGAAUGAUGGCUUUGGCCUUCAACUCCAGCAAGGCUGAAGAGGAUGCUCCCUGAAUGUAGCGUCUAGUCUGCAUGAAUGUGUGUGUGUGUGUGUGUGUGUGUGUGUGUAAGUCAUGUCACUCUUAUGGGAAGCAAUUAUUAACCUAGAAAGAAAUCAUGCUUGACUUUGGAAUUUCAAUGCCAAUUAGCAACCUGUAUUGGUCAACCCGCCUCCUCUGGGGACGAGUGAUGGCUGUGCUACUUAGGGUAUACCAUGUAUGCUUUAGUGAAGGAAUCAUUGCCAAGUGAACCCAGACCCAGUGAUGCCAUCAACAGGUGAAUCAUGUUACUGCAACAAAGAAAAUUUAAAACCUUAUAAACUUACAAAUCUUUAUUGUAAUGAUAGUCACGUUAGCAAUGCACUGUAUAAAAAGAAUACUGUAUUUUGCAUGAGACAGCAGCAUGAUGUCUAUGAAUAAAUCAAAGCUUAACAUACCAGCAAAUACAAAGUCCCCAUAAGAAUGACAUUAAAUUCUGUAUAUUUGUAUCAUAGGUAACUGAUUUAUACAUUUUUCACAUACUACAUGCGUUGUGGUGGAUACUCUUGGAGGGGCCAAGGUUUCGUAAUAAAAAGAUUACUCCACACA
Molecule: messenger RNA, 7420 nt
Organism: Scylla paramamosain (green mud crab)
Lineage: Eukaryota; Metazoa; Arthropoda; Malacostraca; Decapoda; Portunidae
Product: mucin-2-like
Exons: 12
Coding region: 64-4395 (1443 amino acids)
Source: RefSeq, a predicted model, not a curated record